This is a messenger RNA of Spirometra erinaceieuropaei, 6691 nucleotides long. The record is from the annotation of a GenBank genome assembly. NCBI's taxonomy places the organism in Eukaryota, Metazoa, Platyhelminthes, Cestoda, Diphyllobothriidea, Diphyllobothriidae.
AUGGAGGAAAUUGGUCUGUCACCAGCCCCUCAGGAGCAGGUUAGUAGCAGUUUUAUUCGUCACUUAGUCCUCCGUUAGGUGGAUGGAGAACUCGCAGAAGUCGGUCCUGUUGCAGCGGUUCCGGGCGACCCCUUCCGCAUAAACGAUGAUGACUUGUAUCUGAAGCUGAAGGUAUGCAUGCUGCCUCGUUGUCCUUUUAAUCAUUUUCCCUUUUAGUCCCUUAAAAAGCAGUUGGAGUUUAUUGAAGUACAAGAGGAAUACAUCAAGGACGAACAGAAGAACCUUAAAAAAGAGUACCUCCAUGCACAGGAGGAGGUGAAGCGUAUCAAAAGCGUUCCCCUUGUCAUUGGUCAGUUUUUGGAGGCCGUUGACCAAGGCACGGGCAUUGUCGGCUCAACCACCGGAUCUAAUUACUAUGUCAGAAUUCUGUCCACCAUUGACAGGGAGCUUUUAAAGCCCAGCGCGAGCGUUGCUCUGCACAAACAUAGCAAUGCCCUAGUAGAUGUUCUUCCACCCGAAGCUGACAGCAGUAUAACUAUGCUUCAAGCCGGUACGCAUAACUGGUGUUUUUUUUAUUACUUCAAUGCUUAAACGCUGUCGAUGUCAGACAAUUUUAUUCAAUGUGCUCUGCAGAAGUUUGCUUCGGUAAUUUCCUUCCACAACCGGGAGUUUAACUGGGACCUCAAAUCAUCCGGGGCGUUGAUCUGGCUCUACGUGUUGAUAAGCUCUCUUUAAGUUACAAACUCUUUCUAAACCGAGAUUCUGUUCCAGAGCAGAGACAAAGUUGUCAGUCAGUUUCACGUCACCUUGUUUGUGCGUGUCCGACUCUCAAUCAAUCAAUCACCGCUCACCCAAAUCUCUUCAGGCAGAAGGGCACAUAAAGUAGGUCAUACAACUAACAGUCUGGGCUGUACUACUUCGGAGAUAGAACACUCGGCUUGGAUUUGAGCCGUUAAUGGUUCCGUUUUCUGGUUGUGUGCAUUCCUUAUUCUUUCAUAGUCUGUUUUGAGUGCAUUAUCGAUGUUUACUUCAUUUCUUUUACUCUCUGGGCGACAGUCAACGGGUAACAUUUUCAGUUGUUCAUGACCUUGAUACUUUUCCCUGCCUAACUAGCUGGCUCUGAAAUUUAAACUGUACCCGAGACCUGUCUCACCACAAACCAACUGGGUUUUCUCGCAGAUGAGCCGUUCGAUUUGCGACGUAAAGUAAAUAGUAGCCGCUAACCUAUGGCUCAUGAAGUGAUUACUAUUCCCAGUCUGUCUGUAAAGGGGAAUCUCUUCUGUCCUCCAAGAAAAAUAACGAUUGAAUUGCUUGGUAGGGUACGGGAAUGUCAACCCCCUGUAUCAUAGGUGGCCUUGCGCUAAAUUGUAAGGGAGUAAGGGUUAGAAUUAAGUACCCCCUAGAAUUCGGCGCAAGAUCACUUGUAGUACACGGGGUCCAUAUUCCCGCGUUCGACCAAAUCGUUUUCUUCAACUUUAUGAAAACCCCUCAUCUAUUCUACAAACAGCGCCUCCAAUUGUCCUUAUUCCUGACCUACUCCCCCCAUGUGAAUACUUUAAAUCAUAGAUGAGAAGCCAGACGUUUCCUAUGCCGAUAUUGGGGGUAUGGACAUCCAGAAACAGGAGGUACGAGAGGCAGUUGAACUUCCCCUCACACACUUCGAAUUAUACAAACAAAUCGGCAUUGAUCCUCCUCGCGGCGUCCUAAUGUUUGGUCCACCCGGGUGCGGCAAAACAAUGCUUGCGAAAGCAGUGGCCCACCACACAACCGCCGCCUUCAUUCGUGUGGUUGGGUCAGAGUUUGUGCAGAAGUACCUUGGCGAGGGUCCCAGGAUGGUCCGCGACGUCUUCCGCCUUGCCAAAGAAAAUGCCCCUGCUAUCAUUUUCAUCGACGAAAUUGAUGCCAUCGCCACCAAGAGGUUCGAUGCACAGACCGGAGGUAGGUCCUUACUUCAUCUUUGGUAUAAAUUACCGGAUUGCAUGUGAACUGUCUUCCAAAAGCAGAUACAGCGUCACGAAGUCCUCGGUUAAACUUUGCUUCAUUGCGACCUACUUAAGUGGACCUAGUAACUAGUUAUUAUUCAGAUGACUUGACCACCUACUCCAUCGACUUGCAUUGCUAGUCCACCUUAUAAUAGGUGCAUGUCUUCUCCCAGCCGUUCCUAAUUGGACACCGGAGGAGAGAAUUUCAUCAACGUCUAUUUCCUCAUUUUUCCUCCAACAUUUGACCGUCCUAAUUAAACCCCUGUAAAUCUUACUUUAGAACUGCGGCCUAUGUCAGCUAUUGCUCAGUUGUUUCAGGCCACAUAAAAAUAUUUAGGGUGCGGGGAUCCAAGGAUAAACCCGUAGUAAUUUAGGCCUAACUCAUAAACCUGAUAUUGCGCAAUUAUCAAUGAUACCCGGUUCAUUUUUUGCGCAAAAACAGCCCAAGCAGUGUCCAUUUUGCACGAGAAUGCCAGAACUCGAUAACUCGUGGCCAAAAAGUUGAUCUAUGCUUUUUGGUAGGAAUAUAUAGCAGUUGCUUAGGCACUUCCAAGAGCUCAAAGGUAGGUCUCGGGACAAGAAAUGUGCCUUGAUCUCUGAAACCCCUUCUCACAAUCUUUGCUACACUACCACCUUUAAUAAUAAUAAUAAUAAUCAUCAUCAUCAUAAUCUAUCUCGGAAGUUGCCAUCCACUUGCAAAUUAUAAGCAGCGCAAAUUGUACAAAAUAUUGUUUCUUGUCUUACUAAAUCUUCUGCACGAUUGGGAGGCAUAUUUUAGGUCCUUCUGUGAAAUCCCGAUUUUUUGGAAACUGACCGUCCUGCAGCAAAUGAGGCCAUGAACUUGUUAGUUCCUUUCGUAUUGAUUUUUUAGCUGUUAAUGUAUAACAUCGGUCCGGUCUAAAUGUCAUCUCCAAAUACGCAUGAGGUUCCAGGGAAGUUUGUGCUCAAACCCUAAGACACACCCUUGCCUUUUCAGCCGAUCGUGAAGUUCAGCGUAUUCUCCUGGAGUUGCUGAAUCAAAUGGACGGCUUUGACCAAACUGUCAAUGUCAAGGUCAGCUUCCUUUCCCCUUCAUGCCUGACGACCCGUCAUGCUUUUCUUGCUUGGUGCGUCUACAAAUACGGCACUUUCUCACGCUUACUACCGACUAGGGGACUCUUUAAUCUUAGCGUAGCAUUCCACUGGAUACUUAGCCCAACAACUGUGCUUGUCUGCCUGCGCCACUAGAAUUGCCCUCCUCGUGCUCGUCACGUGACCUUUGUGGAUCUUGCCUUGUGGGCAGGAUUGGGGACAUCAUGAUGACGUAGCACAAUAAAAACUCACCCUAGUGUAUGUCUGCCAUCUCGCAAAUUUUUUUAACGUCAUGCCCAAAAGCACCCCUUGAUUAUGAUCGCCGUCCGCCGCCCGUUAAUUGUCACUUUCAUCUAAGCCUUUAGCAAACCUGACUUCCAGGUCCCACAUAAAUUCCCGAUGCGGAUUCUUAGAAUUAAAAAAUUCAGCAUUGCGUUGACUUGUCCCGAUAUUCCACAAUUGCUGACUUUCAUGACACCUUCGACUAGGAGGGUUUUUACCCUGUACUCAUCAUCCAGUUGCCUUCACAGUUGCGCCUGACCAAUGAAAGCCAGACAAUGACCGAAAAUUUCGGUUGGAUGAAUCCACCUGUUGUCUCCUAGUGUCCUAACCAAUUCCGAUGCCGGCCAGCUUACAUCUCUCCACUGCUGACAGAGUCAAGAACCCCGGAGGCGGUAUCAGGCGCAAUGGCUCACAAGGAUAUACAGCCCGUCUACGCGUGCAACACACGAGCUGGUUUGCGCGCGAUGGGCGAUGGUUUUUGCGCAGACAACAUCGGGGGGAGGGCGGUGGCUCAGAUCUCAACUGAGUGAGAGUGCUGUUGACGCAACACUAAGGGGGAAUAGGUUAUCGCGUAGGUUGGCGGUCUUUCUGGCCACGGCUUUUAACGCUCCGUGAUAAUUUGAAAGUGCGUCAGAUUAUUUAUAGUGAGGAGUAUACUCUGAGAGCGUGAGGAAGCAGUCCACAGAGUCGACUCCAUUCCUCCUUCCAUUCUCCUCGGCAUCAGUCCACCGUUAGAGCGAUUUGGUUGUCUCAUGUGGGGAUUGGGCAAGCUAAACAGCUUGUUUGCAGGACUUGUCCACCACGUAUCACAUCAGGUUUUUACACAACAGGAAAUGACAUCAAAGAGCAUAAUCGGUGUGUUAUUGGCCGUCAGGUUGUACUCGCUCCGAGUUGAUGUACUUGUAAUUGUCUCAGCUACUAAGGGGCAGUUAAUUUGCGCCUUUUGACCUCGGCGUUUCCUGAAAAAGUCUGCGUUACAUUGACGUUCUCCAGCACUGGAUCGUGACGUGCCUCCUUAUCACUGUGAUCUGGCCCUUAAUAACGAUCGGUUUGGACUGAACGCAUAACCCCUCAUUGUCCGGUUUAUACAUUGUCCACUCCUGCAUGCUAAACGGUUGACCCACGAGGCCGAAGAACGGGGCGAAAUCACUUAGAGGGGGAUUGGCGGCUGUACCGAUUGCCUGGCUGAAAGCAGUGUUUUUUCUCCUCUUACCGUACCAAGCACCCAAAUCUCCUCCUCGGAUUUAAAACUAUGUUUAUUUCGUUGUGCAUACCGAUUACUGCCUGCAAAUCCCACCAAGAUAACUCGAUUAUCUUUCAAAUGCCGGUGAUAUGACCUGUGACGUCCGGAUCGGCUGUGGGAGGUUGGCCAACCUUGUCAUGGUAAGCGUCUGCAGGAGCUUCGUGUCGGGCUAACCGCUGCGUCCGAAUUAAUUUCCGUUUCAACACGAGGAGGUUAUGAGCUAGAGGUGAGGUGAGUGCCUAGAAAUUCACCAGGACUUCCCGGAGGUAGUGGUGUUCAUCCCCGAGUUCGACGGACGGACGACCACCAACAAGACCAGCGUGCCUCUAAAUUCCUCUAUCUGCAUUCGACUUCUUGCCUAUCAAAGACUUCCCCGACUCAGGGACAUUCACCAUCAACUGAUUCCUCGCUUGCUCGCCCGUGACUGGACAUAGCUGAUUAAGAGGGCGUUUAUUUAUGCUGAGGCAGGGUUUCGGUCCUGGCAUGUGGAGACCCCUUUCUUCCACUUACUGCUUUUGCCUGAUCAGGAAUGCGCGAAUUUAGCAUCGUUAGUUCGCGCAUCUCCCCUUUCCCCACCUAUUGUUGCAUUGCAAGCUCGUGUGGAUCAGUUUAAUGCACCUUUUAGGUUGAUGUGUCUCUAUCUUGUCACAGCUUUGUUGGCUUUUUGGGAUAAACAUUCGCCAGGCUUAAUGUUUCUCUUUAUGGUCCACAAAAAGAGACGAAAAUUCGUUGCUUUCUUAGGAGGCAAUAUCCGUUUAGACUUUUGUUUCCUCAGUAAAAUAAGUCCGACUACCCAAGUCAAUUUUUUAUUAAAAUCUGUCGUACAGGCUAGGCCAGUCUCUAUUUCUCAGCUGCGCGGUAUCAUCUCUGUUAACGGCGAUGCUGAUUCAUUCAUCCAGCUUCUAAACCUUCAUGAUUAACGCCUUUUUAUUGGCCUAUAUGAAAACGGACCUCAGGAAACGUCAAGAGAUCUCCCAUUUCUGUCUGCGCCUAAACAACCAGCCCAACGGAGUAUAGAAUGUUCAAGAUUUGUGCCGAACUCACCUGCUCCGUUAGGAACCGACGGAAAGCAUAUAAGGCCCUAACUACCAGCUACCUCUUAUCAUCUUAGGUCCAAAAUAUUUACAUUGAUUACCGCAUUGCGGACACGGUUUCCUUGAGUUUAUGAAACCUUUUAAAUCCACCUCUUUGGUCGUACGUGCAACUUUAUUGGCUUGCACUCACACAAGCUAUCGGUAUCAUCCGUUAUCCUGACUCUCGUGGCCUACAUGGGCUUCGCGCUGGCUGCCUUAGAUUUAAAGCGUCGUAAAGAAAAUUUUUUUCGCCUACCUCCACUUUAUCUCUGUUUUGGUAGGCCGUCUGCCAUUGACCUCAUUCCCUGCUGUCUUCGCGAGCUACUGUCCUCUACAACCAUCCCUGUUUAUUAUUAAUUGCUCACCUUUUGCUGGUUCGUUAGGUCAUCAUGGCAACCAAUCGAGCAGAUACUCUGGAUCCAGCUCUCCUCCGUCCCGGUCGCUUGGAUCGAAAAAUCGAAUUUCCCCUUCCGGACCGUCGGCAGAAGAGACUCAUCUUCUCUACCAUUACCAGUAAAAUGAACCUCAGUGAGGAGGUGGACCUUGAGGAUUACGUCGCUCGUCCCGACAAAAUAUCCGGCGCCGAUAUAAACGCAAUCUGCCAAGAGGUGGGCUCAUUUCUGUUGAAUUAUUGACAAAUGCAAAUCCGCCAUAUUUCAACAAUUGAAUUACGAUACACAGUGGUCGAAACAAGUCGUCUGUUUUUGAUCAGUAGCAGCUCUGCUACGACUUGCGUUGCAGCCGAAAAUGUCAAUGUAUUGUGAAUGCUUAGAACAUCAGUGCCAAGUUUGCACACAUUUCUUUUGUUUUAAACCACAUAAUAAUUUGUCUAGGUGAAUACUGUCAAUUCGGUUUGCAUUUUACGCAGUCCCUCAAUGGUGCUACCUCCUGACAAGCGUUUAAUUGUCUUAUCUUUCGACUUUCAGGCUGGCAUGCAGGCUGUCCGCGAAAACCGGUAUGUGGUACUGUCCAAGGACUUUGAGAAGGGUUACAAAAAUAACAUCAAGAAGGGCGAUCAGGAGCUUGAUUUCUACAAAUAA